Molecule: messenger RNA, 1302 nt
Organism: Vanrija pseudolonga
Lineage: Eukaryota; Fungi; Basidiomycota; Tremellomycetes; Trichosporonales; Trichosporonaceae
Exons: 3
Coding region: 37-1302 (421 amino acids)
Source: RefSeq, a predicted model, not a curated record
CAUCACUCCACCCUCGCUCGUCGACCACACAUCAGAAUGAGCGCAGAGGGCAAACCGCAGGCGGCUGGUGCUGCGAGCGGAGCGAGCGGCGUGGGUGGUGGCUCUAGUGCAGCGGCCGCGACGCCAGCGAGCGCACCACCCCCCGUCGUUGCCGCGGGAGACGACGACGACUGGGACAGAGAUACGGACACACCAGCCCCCACUGCGCCGCCAAAGGCGUGGACCGCGGCCCCGCCGACGCUGCUUGCGCGGCCUGGCGCGAAUGGCACCGGCGCGCGGAGGGACGAGGAUGGCGACGAGUGGUUCGCGCCGCGGCCGGCCACGAACCGGCAGAUCUGGGACACUGCCAACGCCCGCCCCCCACCCUCCCUCGCAACCCCCGACGGCCCCGCGCCCAAGAUGCAGAUCCUCAAGCGGCCCGACGCGAACCGGAGCGCGAGCGCGUCGUCGAGCGGGGCGGCGACGCCGGCGGGCACAAAGAGCCUCACGCAGAGGGAGGAGGAGUACCGGUUGGCGCGGGAGCGCAUCUUUGGCCCCGGCGGGGGGGAUGACGCUGGCCCGUCGGCGUCGGCGUCGGCGUCGGCGAGCACGAGCGCUGCGGGUGGUGGUGCCAGUGCCGCGACCGCCGGCAGAGCGCCGGGCCCCGUGCCGUCCCAGCUCGCCGGCAGACGGAGCGGCACGUCCACCCCCCGCUCAAGCAGCUCGGCCCCAAGCGCAAGCGGCACGUCGUCGCCGCGCACCACGGCGCCAGGCGUGGACGAGCUCGCGCGCGCCGUCGACCGGCUGGCCGUGCGCGAGGCGAGCAGCCCCGCGACGCCAGGCGCCGGGUCGGGGUCGCGGUACACGCCCGUCCAGCGGCCCAGUGGCAGCACCAGCGGGCGGGGCACGCCGCGCGGUGCUGGUGGGGCGGGCGCCGGCGUCGUGCGCCAGCCUAGAGGGCCUACUCCCGGCGCGGGGUUCGCUAGCCCCGGCGCUGGCGGCGCCGCAGCGCCGCCGGUACAGGCGUACGCUGGCGCCGGCGGAGGCUACGCCUACGCGCAGCCCCCACACCUCCAGCAACAGCCCGGCGCCGCCGCCUACGCCUACGCGUACACGCAGCAGGGGCAGGGGUACGCCGCUGCCGGGUACGGAUACGGCUACACCCAGCCACAGCAGCAGCAGGGGUACGCGCCGCAACAGCAGCCCAACGCUGUCCCGUAUGGCGCUGGCGGACCAGUAGGCUAUGGCGCUGGAGGGCCGGGCUACGGCGCGCCCCAAGGUGCCCGCCCACAAGCACCGUAUGGCGGAGGAUACCACCGUUGA